AUCCUUGACAGGACAUCAUCAGUUUCUAGAAUGUUGCAAUUGAAGAAAUUGCUGCUGGCCCCGGCUUUCUUCGUGGUGCAGCUGCCACUUCGCAUUCUUUGUAAAAUAUCCCAUUUUUGCCAUUUGCCGCAAUUUCAACGGCAAAUGAGAUUUCUGGAAUCUUUUCUGUGGCCGGUUUAAGAGCCGUCCAGAUCCCAAUUAAAUAAACAUUUUGUUCAAAGAAUAUUUUUUGCGCCGCAAUCCCGAUUAUUUAAAAUUCGUCUCACGUAUAAGCUGAACGUUCGCAUGGCAAAAAUAAAUAUAAAAAAGAAUCAAAUAAAUAAUUUGCAUGGCUGUCAAAUGUUGCGCUUUGAAAUUGAAUGCCAGUUGAAAGAUCUGCAGAGCGGGAGAUACACAACUGUCAGAACUUUGGGUUUUUCUCCCAAUACGCUGUAAUCUCGCUCUGCGGGUAAAUCACAAGCUCAUACACACACUCACGUACACACAUGCACACACAUGGCGGGCAGUUCUAAUAAAAGUGUUGAAUUGCUUGUGCGACACAGUUAGUUCAGCUGCUACGCUUGAUUAGUGCACACACUUCUUUCAAUUAUCGUUAUCGACAAUGUCCGAUAGUAAUCGCAGUUUUAUUUAUCGCAGCAUUGGCUAUGUAGCGCGCGCCUUGGCCAUUGCCAGUCUAUUCCUUAUCCUGAGCGCCAUCUACCGGGAGGACGAUGAGCCGGGCUCCUACUAUAUACAUCCCAGGCGAAAUGUGCAGUAACAAAUUAACGCCUUAAGCUUAAGCUACUCCUAACUAAAUAAAUAACUAUGUAAAUAAUUGUAAUUUAAAUAUAUAAAGAAAAUGUGUGUAAAUUAAAAUUAAGUUCCGGAUAAAAAAUGAAUUACGUUUCUUUAUGAUACAAGUUAUGCAAAAUCUUAUCUGCAUUUACAUAUAUAUCUAAUAACCCAUUACUUUAUUGAUAAUUAUCUGGGGAAUUCGCCUUAUACCAUCAAGUCAAUCGCUCAUAAAAUUGUUUUUUUUUUUUUUCUUGUAAUUUAAUGUGAAAAACAAGUUACAAUGCAGUAAACACGUUCUGUAAAGCUAUUAGAAUAUCAUAUCAGUGCGGCUCUGAAGCUUUUCAAUAUUUCCCCGACAAUUAAUUAGCUGUAAAGUGGUUUUGUUUCAUUCAAUUCGUUUGUUGCACUUGUUGCAGUUUCUCUAGAACCCGUUGCAUCUGCUCUGCUUGUUGUCGUUGUUGUUGUAGUUGUUGCUGUUGAUAGCGGUGGAGAUUUGAGCUUCGCUUCGGCUUGGGCCUUUCGGGCUGCACAUCUGCUCCGCAGUAAAAGUUUCAUAUCUGCGAAAAGAAAAAUGACUCAAUGCCAGUUAUACGAUUCAGUUAAAAAUGACAUCAGAGCCUACGAAAUUUGCGGCUUUAUAGCAAAGUAAUCGGCAUAAAAGCUUAAGCAAAUAAAUAUGGAUCUGACAGGGCUUUGACAAUUGUUUAAACAAAUUUUAAGCCUGUUUCCUGUUUAUUCUUUUCUAAAGCUGCAUCAUGAGUCGAGUGACAGUUGUUUCAACUGACUCUCUAUAAAAUGGUUUUGGCAAAGUUGCAGCUCUCCCCGGGUAGCUUAACAUUGGAAAAGAAAAAGACUUUUUAACUUAUAACAAAAACUGCCCAUCGUUAGAUGGCGCAGCUAGGCGUUGCCUUUAGCAGCUGCUUCCAGGCGUUCCCGAUAGAUGAAGCCAGUAAAUUCAUCAACAUCAAAAGAAACGGAAUGAACAUGAACUUGGCGAAUUUAUAUAUUUAUAUAAAUUGCUGCUAAGUUUUUAUUCAUUUAUAUUGUAGCUAUAUUUUGAUGUCUUUAGUUCUAAGCAGUGGCGCAAUCAGUAAGCAGUUGCUCUCUGGAACAGCAGCUCUACUACAGUCUUAUCUUGUGGAUACUUAUACAACUUGACUCGCUGAUAUCAGUUCAACUAUGCGGUAAAUUCAAAAUGGUCUUGAAGUCACAGGAUGGACGCACAAAUGCCACUACAACUCUAGCCGUAUUAAAAUCUUGUCUGUCUAUGAUUGAAAAACUUUAUUAUGUCUCCAAUAAUGUAUCUCUAUUAUAUGACUAUAUAUAUGUGUAUUUGUCUUUAUCAUAAUUGAUCUAUAAUAUGCUGUCUCAUUAUAAUGAGAAUUUUGGUACUCUAAUAACACAGUAUAAGAAAAUUUAAAAAAAUGAGAAUAUAACAUGUUGAAAAAUAUAA
Messenger RNA from Drosophila mojavensis, 2227 nucleotides. RefSeq lists its product as uncharacterized. The record is from RefSeq and is a predicted model, not a curated record. Lineage: Eukaryota; Metazoa; Arthropoda; Insecta; Diptera; Drosophilidae. The transcript is spliced from 4 exons. The coding region runs from base 602 to 757 and encodes 51 amino acids.